Molecule: messenger RNA, 2011 nt
Organism: Dinoponera quadriceps
Lineage: Eukaryota; Metazoa; Arthropoda; Insecta; Hymenoptera; Formicidae
Product: 4-coumarate--CoA ligase 1-like
Exons: 8
Coding region: 64-1818 (584 amino acids)
Biological process (GO): fatty-acyl-CoA biosynthetic process; long-chain fatty acid metabolic process
Cellular component (GO): mitochondrion
Molecular function (GO): long-chain fatty acid-CoA ligase activity
Source: RefSeq, a predicted model, not a curated record
UUCGCAGUGUGAAUCGUGGCUCAGUAUAGUGUAACGUUCACAUCGACGCGAGAGCUUUGCUGAAUGAUGUCACGACUACCAACGUUAACGCGGCUGUCGUAUAUUCUACGUAAUAAAUGUAUCGAGAGAACGCAGUGUGGUUUGAAAAAAUUCACGACACAUCGAUACUACACAACUGCAAGCAGAUUAAAACUCGACUCGCAGAAUGUAGUGAGCAGUUACUUUCCCGAUGUGACGGGCUACGAAAAUGUUUACGUGCACGACUUCGUAUGGGAGAACAUAGGAAAAUGGCCGAACAAGACAGCUGUGGUGUGCUCGGUGAGCGGGAGAACGUACACGUACAGUCAAUUAAGAAAAACAUGUGCUAGAUUAGCAACGAGUUUCAGAAAAUGUAACUUGCUUCCUGGAGAUAAACUCGCCGUUAUUUUACCAAAUAUCCCAGAAUUCAUGAUUGUCGCGUUAGCAGCGAGUGAAGCCGGAAUGACCUUAACCAUGAUCAACCCUGCAUACACAGUAUACGAAAUAAAGAGGUAUUUGGAAUUGUCAGAUGCUAAAGCAGUUAUAACAUGGUCAGCGAAAUACGCUGAUGCUCAAGCGAGCGUGAGGGAAAACCCAAAUAUAAAGCUACCGAUUAUAAUCGCAAACGACAGCAUUGAUAGUACUGUGAUCCCAGGAACUAUCAAACUGACCGAUUUGAUGCGCGACGAUAUUGAAGAAUUUUCAGUUAGUCAGAAAACUGGCGUCAGUUUUGAAGCUGAUGUAUACAUGCCCUUUUCUAGUGGCACGACUGGCUUGUCAAAGGGAGUCCAGUUGAGCCACAGGAACAUUGUCGCGAAUCUUCAGCAAAUAAUACGUCCAGAACUCUACGGUCCAGUGGAAGCUACCGAAUCUUAUCAGGAUAUUAUACCACUGAUAUUACCACUAUUUCACAUAUUUGGAUUGAUCCUCAGUAUGAAUGCUAAUUUACGACUAGGUAACAAAUUGGUGUGCGUGCCACAGUUCUCCCAAGACGGAUUCAUAAAGUUACUGGAACAAUAUCGACCAACGCACUUGCAAAUAGUGCCGCCGAUAGUACAGAUAUUGGCUUAUAACAAACGAAUAACGCCGCGUCAUGUCGAGAAUAUGAAGACGAUAGUAUCGGGAGCAGCGCCCAUCGGGGAUGAGUCUAUCUCGAUGUUUCAAGAUCGCAUCAGCGAUUCUGUCAUCUUUUGCCAAGGAUAUGGUAUGACGGAAACAUCGCCGGCUAUUUCGCUAAGUUGCGAUGGUGCACCGACGGCGUCGUGCGGCUACUUAAUAUCGAGCUCACAGAUGAGAAUCGUAGGAGAAAACGACGAUAACCGCGACAAGAAUUUGGGUCCACGCGAGCUGGGACAGAUAUACGUGCGCGGGCCGCAUGUAAUGAAAGGAUAUUUCAAAAACCCCGAAAAAACGGCAGAGACUAUGGACGGGGAUUGGAUAAAAACUGGCGAUAUCGGCUAUUACACCGAAGAAGGUUUGAUAUACGUGCAAGGGAGAUUGAAAGAAAUGAUAAAGGUAAAAGGACUCCAAGUUGCCCCGGCCGAGCUCGAAGAGGUGAUCCGCGCUUGCGAUAAGAUACAAGACGUGGGCGUAAUCGGAGUGUCGCACGAUAAAUAUGGCGAAAUUCCGAAAGCUUUCGUAGUUCCUAAGAAAGGAAUUAAGAUCGACGAGGACGAACUGAAGAAAUUUGUCGCCGAACGUGUAGCCGAGUUCAAACAAUUGGGAUAUGUACAAGUUGUAGAAAGUAUUCCAAAAAGUGCAACAGGGAAAAUUCUACGAAAGAAACUUGAAGAACUGUAAAGACUUGGUCGGAUGUUCCUUCGCAUACUCUGAGUGAUAACAAGAAAUUUUGCCAGUACCAACAGCUUAUAGGCAUUGAUUCGUAUCAAUUUAUACAUAUGAUCCUUUGGCACUACCUGGAGAAGAUCCUUCUUUUUCCAGAAGGGCACUGGUAAUUCCAACUUUCUUUAGUUCUUCGAUAAGCUCACCGUUC